Magnolia sinica is the source of this 1587-nucleotide messenger RNA. RefSeq names its product protein PHR1-LIKE 3-like. The transcript is spliced from 7 exons. NCBI's taxonomy places the organism in Eukaryota, Viridiplantae, Streptophyta, Magnoliopsida, Magnoliales, Magnoliaceae. The coding region runs from base 172 to 1071 and encodes 299 amino acids. Gene Ontology annotation, molecular function: DNA binding; DNA-binding transcription factor activity. The record is from RefSeq and is a predicted model, not a curated record.
UCUCCUUUCCUUAUCCAACCAAAACCAAACGCCAGCCUGAUUCUCUCCCUCUCUCUCUAUUUAUAUAUACAGACACAAAUAUAUGAAAAUGCCAGAGCAUUGGCUGAUGAUUUCUUCUGUGUUUUGAAAUCAGAAGGGAAGUAGGGCUUUUCUCAGCUCUACUUGCUGAAAAUGUACUCGGCAAUUCAUCAUUCGCUGGAGAGCAGUGUCAUGGGCCAUGAAGAUUUACAGGGAUCUCUUGAAGGGAACAAUCUCUCGGCUGACUCUUGCUUGGUCCUCUCGACGGAUCCCAAGCCCCGCCUCCGAUGGACGGCUGAGCUCCAUGAGCGGUUCGUCGACGCGGUCACUCAGCUCGGUGGCCCCGACAAAGCGACACCAAAGAGCAUCAUGAGGACCAUGGGAGUUAAAGGCCUUACACUUUAUCACUUGAAGAGUCAUCUUCAGAAAUACAGGUUGGGGAAGCAAUCGUGCAAGGAGUUAACGGAGAAUUCCAAAGAUGCUUCUGUUGCUGAAAAUCAGGCAAUUGGUUCGUCAUUGUCACCAUCAUCGCAAAUUAUGUCUCAGGACAUGAACGAUAAUCACCGGGUUACCGAGGCAUUGCGGGUUCAAAUGGAAGUUCAGAGAAAGCUGCAUGAACAACUGGAGGUUCAGCGGCAUCUCCAUCUUCGGAUAGAGGCCCAGGGCAAGUACCUCCAAUCAAUACUUGAGAAAGCCUGCAAAGCUCUCACCGACCAGACCGUGGUCACAGCUGGGCUGGAGGCUGCUAGGCAUGAACUCUCCGAGCUGGCAAUCAAGGUCUCAAACGACUGUUUGGGCAUCCCAUACAACUCCCUCAAACUCCCAUAUCUGUCGGAGAUUGUUGCAGCUUGCAUGGAUGAAAAACCCAUGAACAGACUACCAUCACAGAUUGCUGACUGCUCUGUUGAUAGCUGCCUGACAUCAACUGAAAGCCCAGGAAGGGCAUCAAUGGUUGCGGGGUCGCAGGUUGCACUGAAGAAAAGAUCGAGGCCCAUGUUUGGCGAUGGUGGAUCCAUGGGGCAAGGCAUACAGUGGAUGACUAGUAGCAUUUGAUAGAAAUGUAAUUCCACAAUGCUUGGUCGGAGAGUUUCCACAGUAUGCUCAGGUUCUCAGUUUGCACAAGCGGGUCUCAUGGUCCAGUGAUCCAAACCAUUGAUAUGAUGUGGGCUACUAUGUUUGGCCAGGACCAAACCCCCCCACCCCACAGGUUGGAAGAUCCUGACCUUGUCUAUGCAGCAACAGUCAACAUUCAACCAGGAAAGGCCAAAGCUUCGAUGACUAGAAACCUCCGACCUUGGAAGUUCUUGGUGCACCGAGGCUCGUCAUAUCAACAGUUUGGAUCACUGAACCAUGUGCCCCCACCUGAGCAUUCUGUAGAAACUCUCCAGCUGAGCACUGUAUGAUACAGCUUUGAUGAAACGGCUCAGGUCAAUGUCAAUUAUACCUAAUAGAUUCGGCCGAGGAGUUCCAUCUUGUGGGGUUCGCUUGUACAUUGUUUUAAAGCAGGUAGAUGUUUGUAUUCUGGACAUCAGUAGCAAUUGAAGUCGGGCCCCAGCUCGAAUUUAAGCA